Messenger RNA from Bolinopsis microptera, 881 nucleotides. RefSeq lists its product as uncharacterized. The coding region runs from base 95 to 802 and encodes 235 amino acids. Lineage: Eukaryota; Metazoa; Ctenophora; Tentaculata; Lobata; Bolinopsidae. The record is from RefSeq and is a predicted model, not a curated record. The transcript is spliced from 5 exons.
UAUCUGCCAAAGUUUCUGAAAACGAUCGUUGCUGUUAGCACUUUUAAUUCUGAAUCAACCAAACCUUAGCCGACCAAUCCACAGUCCACACAGAAUGCCUCGAGGAAAGUUCAGAGGGAAGACCAGUUAUGGACAGCAGUUCCACUCCAAAACAGUGAGCCCUGUCCCGGAGUUCAGAUGUACAACGGAAAUGUCUAAACCAGGAGGCGAGAUCAGUUUUACUACCACGACCAGGGAUUUACCCUUCCAUACCUACGGUCGACCUCCGAUAAGUCGACCGGCCGAUAACGACAUUCUGAACGACGACGAGGGGUAUUCGAGUGUGUCAUCGAGGGCAAGCACUUCUCUGUCAGAUAAAAACUAUGUUGUUGAUGUUCAGAGCCGGGGGAGAAACGACCAUCUUACCGGAUAUGAAACGAUGUCCAGAAGCGUUGAGUCGACAAUGAAGUGGACGGGACAAGGUAAAGAUAGAAAUCUGACCACAACCAACAACGUGAUGUUCCCUCAACAUAAAGUUACUCGAUACUUAAAGGGAGAUAGGAACGAUUUUGUGAAGUAUGUAGACUUUGGACACGACUCACCAGUUAAUACCAGCGUAUACGGUGCAGAUUUCAAGAAAGGGAAAUGCAAAGCCCCAUCAGUAGUAAUGAGGAAGAGCUCCACAAUAAGUUUAGAAAAUUCUAAGGGACCCCAAGAUACGGUGACAAGUUAUGGAGCUCAGUUCAAAGGGGAGAAAGCGUCUCCUGUACCCACACUUACACAGAUGGAUGCUCAUCUGAGAAGCAGUAUCGAGCUAAAGUAAUCCUCGAUAAAGAUACAAGUCACGUGAUGGAACCAAAUAGAGUUCAGCAUUUUUAGAGAAUUUUCAGAAGGCGUCAAGC